AUGUACCCUGUGGCUUUAAUCGAAGACCUCGACCCGAGCCGCCCGACGUCGUUCCAGCUCCUAGGCCGCGACUUGGUGAUCUGGCGCGACUCGCAGGGCAUCUGGCGGGCGCACGCGGACCGUUGUCCGCACCGCCUCGCGCCGCUCUCCGAAGGCCGUUUGGACGAGAACGGGUUGCUACAGUGCCCGUACCACGGCUGGUCGUUCCGAGGCGACGGGACGUGCGCGGUCAUCCCCCAAGCUUCGGACACAGGCCCGGAGUCCCGAGCCUGUUCCUCUUCCCGAGCGUGCGUAGCUUCGUACCCGGCCCUGGUUUCCCAAGGGCUUCUGUUUGUCUGGCCGGAAGAGGGGCGAUGGGAGGAGGCGUUAGCUGUCGAGCCGCCGCGAUUGCCGGACGUGUUUGAAGACGAGGGGUUCUCGAGUGUGACUAUACAGAGGGACCUGUAUUACGGAUUCGAUACGCUCAUGGAGAACGUAUCUGACCCUUCCCAUAUCGAAUUCGCGCAUCACAAGGUCACGGGGCGAAGGGACCGAGCCAAGCCACUGCCCUUCAACAUCACAUCCAGUGGACCGUUCGGAUUCGCGGCGACCACCGAUACAGGCACAUCCGCUACUGUCACACCCACCAAGAGCCCCGAUACAAGCACACCUGAUGUCACCACUGCUGAUGACGGCGCAACCCCUCGUAUUUCCUCCUGGUUCAUGGCCCCCUGCUCUUUCUUCAGCCGAAUCGACCUCUUCCCCACCAUCCCCGUUAUAGGCAGGCAGCACUGGCAGCUGUGGAUCUGCUCCUUUAACGUCCCCAUGGGUCCCGGGAAAACGAGGUCGAUUGUUUGCAGCGCGCGGAAUUUCGCCCGGCUGACUGUCCCUGGGGGGAAGUGGUGGCAGCUGUACCCGCGGUGGCUGGAGCAUCUGACAUCAAAUCUGAUCUACGAUGGAGAUAUGAUUGUGCUGCAGGGUCAGGAGAAGGUUUUGAAAGGAGGAGGGGGGGGAGGAGGAGGAGGAGUGCCGUAUAGUAAGCUGACGUACACACCGGCUGGUGCUGAUAGGAUGGUCUUGGCUUUCCGGAACUGGCUUCGUAGGUACGGUGGUGGCGAACCUGCCUGGGACCCGAGCCUAACCGCAGGUCCGGGAGGCGCCGCACCUCUCCCGUCCACGGUUCUGUCCCGGAAAGAAAUGCUCGACCGGCUCGGGCAGCACACGGAAAAAUGUUCCUCCUGCCGGGCAGCUUUGAAAAAUGUGAGGAGGCUGGCUGCUGUGCUGGUAGGGGCGGCGGCGGUGCUGCUUGCGGCAGCAGCGGUGAUCCCUGGGGAGGCGGUGGGGGUUGGAGGCAAGGCAUGGUUGGCAGUGGGAGCGGUGGUGUCGUUGGCAAGUGCUGCAUGGCUCAAGGGCAUGGUGGUGGUGGGAGUGACAGCAGUACCACCACCUGUAGUAGCAGCAGCAGCGGUGGCGCCUGGGGAGGUGGUGGGUGGGGAAGGCAAGGCAGGGUUGGCAGUGGGGGCGGUGGUAUCGCUGGCAAGUGCUGCUUGGCUCAAGUAUGAGCUUAAACCUCAGUUUGUUCAUCGGGACUAUGGGCAUGCUGACGUGGACUGCACCAAAUCUUCCAGUCACUCUGACCCUCCACACCUUCAUUCACAGCGCAUACCACUUGAUGUGGAUAUUCCCCUUCACUCCGCCCUCUCCUCCGCCCUCCCUCCCCUCCAAUCCCAGCUGCAGCAAAUCUCCUGGAUACUCCGACCCUCGCACACCACCUAUGUUCAAGGCGCCAGCAACUCGUACCACUAG
Molecule: messenger RNA, 1785 nt
Organism: Closterium sp. Naga37s-1
Lineage: Eukaryota; Viridiplantae; Streptophyta; Zygnematophyceae; Desmidiales; Closteriaceae
Source: the annotation of a GenBank genome assembly